AUGAAACCUGAAUCGGAGGCAUGGAUAGAUGCCCGUGCCCGAUUCGAUAUCGUUGACGGAGCCGCUGGACUUUUUGCUCCUGGAUUCGUACUACGGUGGCCGAAUGGAAAAAUCGUUCGCUUCACGAAUUGGACACAGGGGAACGGUGCGGAACUUAUUGACGCUUCGAAGAAAUGCGUACGCAUACAGCGGACAGGAGGUUGGCAAAACGCCGUCUGCGACACCACGGCUAGCGUAAUCUGCGAAAAGAAGCUGCAUCGACCAGCGUCACGGUACUGCCCAAAGCACUGGAUGUACAUGGAAGCAACACAGUCGUGCUAUCGUGCCAUAACGCGAACUAAUAUGACUAUUCUUGAUGCGGACUAUCUUUGUUAUCAGCUUGCGGAACAUCAUCAUGACGCCAUGCUGACCAGUAUCAGUGGCGAAUUUGAGAAUCAGUUCAUAAAAGACCUUGCUCGAGAGAAAAACCCCAAAUUCGACUUCGUGAUGCUCGGGGCUUUCGGAAGAUCGAAUAACGGCAAUAAAUGGAAAUGGAUGGACGGAACACCGUUCACCUACCAGAAUUGGGAUCGCGGAAUGCCAUUUGGAAAGAAAGCGUUGGCCGUACUUGUAAUGAACCGCCGAGGGAAAUGGAUUAAUCACUAUGCCGAUCGUAUACUGUCACAAUAUAACGCUGUUGCCGUCUGCAAAUUAAAACCCUGA
This is a messenger RNA of Angiostrongylus costaricensis, 702 nucleotides long. The record is from the annotation of a GenBank genome assembly. NCBI's taxonomy places the organism in Eukaryota, Metazoa, Nematoda, Chromadorea, Rhabditida, Metastrongylidae.